Messenger RNA from Agrilus planipennis (emerald ash borer), 1047 nucleotides. RefSeq names its product myophilin. The coding region runs from base 291 to 857 and encodes 188 amino acids. The transcript has 4 exons. Gene Ontology annotation, molecular function: protein binding. NCBI's taxonomy places the organism in Eukaryota, Metazoa, Arthropoda, Insecta, Coleoptera, Buprestidae. The record is from RefSeq and is a predicted model, not a curated record.
UUGGUAUACUAUAACCAGCAGCUUUUAUCGUCGUUUCGUUUCGAGUCCUCGAGUCUUCAAACCACUGGUGGACGCACGCUCGGCGACAUAUUACUUUACUUGGUGUAAACUUCCCGCGAACGAAUCGGCAACACACGUUGUCCAAUCGACGAUUCAGUAAUACGCGCACGGCAACAAUUAUUAGACGGCAUAAUAUCGUAGUAUCAUAACGAACGAGGGUCGUCGUUUGUUAUUUUUUUUUUGUUGACUGUGGUGCAGUGAUUUCCGAAGAACGAACCACUAAUAAAAAAAUGGCAACGCACAGAGCUACCAAAAGUGGAUUUGCCGCAGAGGCCCAAAGAAAGAUUAACGCGAAAUACAGCGAAGAAUUAGCUCAAGAAGUAUUAGAAUGGGUCAAAAUAUUAACGGGUGAUAAUAUAAACGUGGCCGGUGAUAUGGACAACUUUUACGAAGUCCUGAAGGAUGGUACACUUCUGUGCAGAUUAGUUAACGAAAUUCAACCCGGUAUCGUUAAAAAAAUCAAUACAAGUUCGAUGGCGUUCAAAUGCAUGGAAAAUAUAAACGCUUUCCUGGAAGCCGCAAGGCAGCUGGGAGUCCCCGCUCAGGAAACGUUCCAGACAGUUGACCUGUGGGAACGGCAAAAUCUUAAUUCUGUAGUCAUUUGUCUUCAGUCUUUGGGAAGAAAGGCCGGAAAUUACGGUAAACCCAGUAUCGGUCCUAAGGAAGCGGAAAAGAACGAAAGACACUUUUCCGAAGAAAAACUUAAGGCCGGAAGCACGAUUAUCGGGCUACAGAUGGGCAGUAACAAAGGUGCCAAUCAAUCGGGAAUCAAUUUUGGGAAUACCCGUCAUAUGUAAAAACGUUUUUUUUUUUUGUUUUUCAUUUUCACCAUCCUAGUAAUGUAAUAAUAAUUUUCCUCUUCCUUGUAUUGAAUUUAAAAAGAAAAACAAAUGUCAACAUUUUCUCCCCUCUCUAAUGUUGAAUAAACGAGGAGUGGAUUUAUUUAGUUUUGGAUGUAAUAGUAAACGAAAAAAGUGCCAAUUAAAA